Molecule: messenger RNA, 1749 nt
Organism: Perkinsus marinus ATCC 50983
Lineage: Eukaryota; Perkinsozoa; Perkinsida; Perkinsidae
Exons: 3
Coding region: 1-1749 (582 amino acids)
Source: RefSeq, a predicted model, not a curated record
AUGCCUACAUCGAAUGCAGCAACGCCGCGAGGUCAGGGUUCCGGAUUCUUUCCACCCGGUAUUGGAGGUGGCUUCUCUGGUGGCAGAAAGCGUCGCAGGAUUGAAACUGGGAUAGCACCCAUUAUGGAUCUGUCUUCUGAGCACAGCUCUCCUGAAGCGCACUCUUGCUCUCGUGGUGUUCUUCGACGCUCUUUUGGUGCUCCUUCUCGCUCCUCUGGUGCUCCUCCUCGCUUCUCUGGUACUCCUUCUCGCCCCUCUGGUGCUCCUCCUCGCUUCUCUGCUACUCCUUCUCGCCCCUCUGGUGCUCCUCUUCGCUUCUCUGGUACUCCUUCUCGCCCCUCUGGUGCUCCUCCUCGCUUCUCUGCUACUCCUUCUCGCCCCUCUGGUGCUCCUCCUGGCUCCUCUAGUGCUCCUUCUCGCCCCUCUGGUGCUCCUCUUCGCUUCUCUGGUACUCCUUCUCGCCCCUCUGGUGCUCCUCCUCGCUUCUCUGCUACUCCUUCUCGCCCCUCUGGUGCUCCUCCUGGCUCCUCUGGUGCUCCUUCUCGCCCCUCUGGUGCUCGUUGUCGCUCUUCUGGUACUCCCUCUCGCUCCGGUGAUUCUCCUCCUCGCUCCUCUGGUACUCUCUCCCGCCCCUCUCAGAUCUCAGCAAGAACUGUUGAGGCUCCACCUGAUGCCUACGCUGAACCGCCGUGCAAGUCUAAGCUAGAUUACGAGAAAUACGACACUUGCCCCAAAGAAAAUCGCCGCUCAAAGCCAAGCAGGGUGUGGGAGCAGUUUCAUGUCAUUCGGUGCAAGCGAACUGGGUUUGUCUACCCAGAGCGCGCGGUCUGCAAGAAAUGUGGACAGGUUUACUCUAUGAGGAAGCAAAAUACUUCGGCGCUUCUAUGCCAUAUCGACAACGGAUGCGACGAACAAAGGGAUCAGCCACCAAUAGCAUCGUACUUUUACCAGAAACGGAAGGUCAAUUCCAAUCAGAAAUCUGCUGUGAAUGCGGCGUUGGUUGAUCUGCUGGCAUGCGUGCCUGGUAUAAGCUUCAACGGAACCCAGAUAGCAGCAUUCAAGAAAUUCGUUGAGGUCGCGGCUCAGGUGGGGGCAGAAAAUAGGUCGGGCUUCGAUGCAUCGCAAGUCUUAUUUUGCCCCAAGACUCUUACUGACGACAUGUUGAAGAAAGGGGCGGACGCCACAGAGAAGAUUAAGAACCACCUAGCUCAGCAGCCAAAGCCAAUAAUGGUAGUACGGGAAAAGAUACUUUUCGACGGCUGGACCAGCCACCAUAAGCACGAGAAUGUGCUUGGAGUCACCACACUUUUGAAUGUUAACGACGUGCAGCGGAGCGUUCUUCUGGCACUGGAGACACCAGAGACCAUGACCGCUGAUGACAUUCAGGAAAGCUUGGAACGGGUAUGUUCUAGAUAUCAAAUCCCGAUAGAAAAGGUGCUAUUUGCCAGUGAUAGCUGUUCGGCGAAUACGGCGGCUCUCGGGCAAGGCAAUAUGGCCUCCGUGUGCUGUUUUGCACAUAUGGUGCAAAACGCCCUGAAGGCCGGGAUGACACACCCUGUGGACAAUGCGAUAGACAACUGCGAGGAUGCGCUACGCAGCAUGAACACUGGAGAGACUCUUGAAGCUUUUCUCGAGGAGCAGGCAACGGCUCCGGUCGAGUCGGUUCUUCUGACAAGCUCGCGCCUCGUUGCGUACUUCAAGAGGUCGAAGCUGAAUGGCAAGCUAGCACGUCUUGGAUACAACAAGUAA